Messenger RNA from Cladocopium goreaui, 624 nucleotides. The record is from the annotation of a GenBank genome assembly. NCBI's taxonomy places the organism in Eukaryota, Dinophyceae, Suessiales, Symbiodiniaceae.
AUGGUGACUGACGAGCGCUUUCCCGAGCGCGUGAUCUUCCUGGAUGUGGAUGGAGUGCCAUCCUCGGCAUCCCAAGUCGCCCAAGUGCUACAUGCAGCAGACGCCACCAUGGACAGCGGUGAGGACCUGUUCCUCCGUCCAUGCUUGGAGCGCUUGGCACUGGUGGCAAGUCGUGGUGCUGCCGGGAUUGUCUUGUCCUCCUCUUGGAGGUUGGAGCCGGCUUCGGUUGAGGAAGUGCGCAGACAGUUGGCGACAGUAAAGCUGUCACUUUGGGGUGCCACUGCCAGUGAUGCCACACUGGGUCCUUCAACCAGGGCGCAGGAGAUCGUGGACUGGCUGCAAAAAGCUCAGGAGGUCACCCAGCGAUGCGUGGUGCUGGACGAUUUGGACUUGGGCCUGGGAAGUUGCUUUGUGCAGGUCAACGGCAAGGAAGGCCUAAGCGAUGCAGAUGUCGAAGCAGCAGUGGUAACGCUAAACAGCCGCAGAGGCGACGUCUCAGCCGUGCUGAAGAGCUUCAGCGAUGCAGUUUGCGGGGCGCCAUGGCGAGAGCGGUGGGAGAAGUUGGAGAGGAAAUCAGCAAAGAAAAAGAAGCAGAAGAAGGAGAAAAAGGAGGACAUUUGGUGA